AAACAUCGUCGUGGCGCAACUGUCGCUGCGCCUGACCGUGGUGCAAUCGGUUUGAAGCGGCAAGGCAUCAUUGCGAAAAGAGCACCGACCAACCUCUCGCGCAUGGCAGCCGCAUCUACCCCAUCAACGGCCGACUACAGCACUUUCUUUGACCGGCUCGUGUCGCUGCGCCACCACUUUCAUUCGCAUCCCGAGCUGAGUUUCCAAGAAGUGAUCACGCAGCAAACGCUGCGUCGGUUCCUUGUCGACGAGGCUGGCAUCCCCGAGACUGACGUUCACGCGUGUGGUGGCACAGGGCUUGUCGUCAACGUGUUUGGGCCCGUCGAUGCGUCGGUAGCGUCGAUCCGCUCGGUUACCUGCGUCGCAUUCCGCGGGGACAUGGACGCUUUGCCCAUGACCGAAGAGAACCCAUCGCUGGCCUACAAGUCGAAACAAGCUGGCGCUGCACACAUGUGUGGCCAUGAUGGGCACAUGACGUCGUUGGCUGGGUUUGCUUACCUGUUGCAGCAUCGUCGCAACUACCUUCCUCCCAACACGUGCGUCCGCCUUCUGUUCCAGCCCGCGGAGGAAGGCCACUUUGGCGCGGUGGCCAUGAUCAAAGAGGGAUGCCUCGACGGUGUUGAUGAGGUGUAUGGGUACCACAACGUGAAUUUCCCCGAGAACGUUGUGGCCGUGAAGGCGGGCGCCGUAAUGUCCCACGGCCUCACGUUCCACAUCACGCUCAAAGGACUGGGAGGCCACGGGUCAGCUCCUCAUCAGACCAACGACCCGAUCGUCGCGGCUGGCCACGUUAUUGUUGCCAUACAGACGAUCGCAAGUCGCAACAUUUCAGCCCACGACAGCGCAAUUGUGUCGAUUGCGCAGGUUCACGGCGGCGAAGCCGACAACGUGAUUCCGUCCUCGGUAGUCAUGUCCGGCACGGCGCGGGAUUUCUCCCCUGCUGUCGCUGACGUGAUCAAAGCGCGCAUGACUGCGAUUGUGACUCACACGGCGGCGGCGUACGGUGUGGAAGGCACGAUUCGAUUUGACGAGCGAUACCCUGCCACCGUGAAUGCAGCAGCUCAAGCGGAGAUUGUGCGCGAAGUGGCGCUAUCUGUGGCUGGUGCAGCGAACGUCACCACAUACGGGCUGCCCUUGUGUGCGUCGGAGGACUUUUCGUUCUACCUCCAGCAACGCCCUGGUGCGUUCUUCUUCAUCGGCACCGUCCAGAAACCCAGCGAAGACGGCACGACAGAACAGAAUCGCACGUUGCAUAGCAGCACGUUCGACUUCAACGACGCGAUUUUGCCCUUGUCCGUGCGCAUGUUCCUUGAACUCGCGCAGCACCGCCUCGCAUGCGAGCUGUACUCCCCUCGUGAAAUGGAAGGCAUUUACUCCCCGUCCACAGCGUAAUGUGGCAGCUCGUUCGGGGCCAUGGACCAGUAUUCGCCUUCGGGCCGGUUGAGUCGACAACGUUUGAUUCAUAAAUAAACAAGGUUUUCAUAAAUCGGUGAAAAAUACAUGGAAAAUCCCUGGUAAACUGUAUAAAUGAAUGUUUUCAAU
Molecule: messenger RNA, 1542 nt
Organism: Aphanomyces invadans
Lineage: Eukaryota; Oomycota; Saprolegniomycetes; Saprolegniales; Verrucalvaceae
Exons: 6
Coding region: 103-1392 (429 amino acids)
Molecular function (GO): hydrolase activity
Source: RefSeq, a predicted model, not a curated record